This is a messenger RNA of Erinaceus europaeus (western European hedgehog), 2510 nucleotides long. It is a transcript of the gene GRIA2, whose product is annotated as glutamate ionotropic receptor AMPA type subunit 2. The record is from RefSeq and is a predicted model, not a curated record. Gene Ontology annotation, cellular component: plasma membrane; AMPA glutamate receptor complex; postsynaptic membrane. NCBI's taxonomy places the organism in Eukaryota, Metazoa, Chordata, Mammalia, Eulipotyphla, Erinaceidae. The transcript has 14 exons. Gene Ontology annotation, molecular function: AMPA glutamate receptor activity; transmitter-gated monoatomic ion channel activity involved in regulation of postsynaptic membrane potential. Bases 108 to 2378 code for a protein of 756 amino acids. Gene Ontology annotation, biological process: modulation of chemical synaptic transmission; synaptic transmission, glutamatergic; monoatomic ion transport.
AUGAUAAGAAGUCCGUAAAUACCAUCACAUCAUUCUGUGGAACGCUCCACGUGUCCUUCAUCACUCCUAGCUUCCCAACAGAUGGCACACAUCCAUUUGUCAUUCAGAUGAGACCAGACCUCAAAGGAGCACUUCUCAGCUUGAUUGAAUACUACCAGUGGGACAAGUUUGCAUAUCUAUAUGACAGUGACAGAGGCUUAUCAACACUGCAAGCUGUGCUGGAUUCCGCUGCCGAAAAGAAGUGGCAAGUGACUGCUAUCAAUGUGGGGAACAUUAACAAUGACAAAAAAGAUGAGACCUACCGAUCCCUUUUUCAAGAUCUGGAAUUAAAAAAGGAACGGCGUGUAAUCCUGGACUGUGAACGGGAUAAAGUCAACGACAUUGUCGAUCAGGUGAUUACCAUUGGAAAACAUGUUAAAGGGUAUCAUUACAUCAUCGCAAAUCUGGGAUUUACUGAUGGGGACCUCUUGAAAAUCCAGUUUGGAGGCGCAAAUGUGUCUGGAUUUCAGAUAGUGGACUAUGAUGAUUCCCUAGUAUCAAAAUUUAUAGAAAGGUGGUCAACACUAGAAGAGAAAGAAUACCCUGGAGCCCACACAACUACAAUUAAGUAUACUUCUGCUCUGACCUAUGACGCUGUUCAAGUGAUGACUGAAGCCUUCCGCAACCUUCGGAAGCAGAGAAUCGAAAUCUCCCGAAGGGGAAAUGCAGGAGACUGUCUGGCAAACCCAGCAGUGCCCUGGGGACAAGGUGUAGAAAUAGAAAGGGCCCUCAAACAGGUACAGGUGGAAGGUCUUUCAGGAAAUAUAAAGUUUGACCAGAAUGGAAAGAGAAUAAACUAUACAAUCAACAUCAUGGAGCUCAAAACAAAUGGACCUCGAAAGAUUGGCUACUGGAGUGAAAUGGAUAAAAUGGUUGUUACCCUUACUGAACUACCUUCUGGCAAUGAUACCUCUGGGCUCGAGAAUAAGACUGUUGUUGUCACUACAAUUUUGGAAUCUCCAUACGUUAUGAUGAAGAAAAACCAUGAAAUGCUUGAAGGGAAUGAACGCUAUGAAGGCUACUGUGUUGAUUUGGCUGCAGAAAUUGCCAAACAUUGUGGGUUCAAGUACAAGUUGACAAUUGUUGGGGAUGGCAAGUAUGGGGCCAGGGAUGCAGACACGAAAAUUUGGAAUGGGAUGGUUGGAGAACUUGUAUAUGGGAAAGCUGACAUUGCAAUUGCUCCAUUAACUAUUACUCUUGUGAGAGAAGAGGUGAUUGACUUCUCAAAGCCCUUCAUGAGCCUCGGGAUAUCUAUCAUGAUCAAGAAGCCUCAGAAGUCCAAACCGGGAGUGUUUUCAUUUCUUGAUCCUUUAGCCUAUGAGAUCUGGAUGUGCAUUGUUUUUGCCUACAUUGGGGUCAGUGUAGUUUUAUUCCUGGUGAGCAGAUUUAGCCCCUACGAGUGGCACACUGAGGAGUUUGAAGAUGGAAGAGAAACACAAAGUAGUGAAUCAACUAAUGAAUUUGGGAUUUUUAAUAGUCUCUGGUUUUCCUUGGGUGCCUUUAUGCAGCAAGGAUGCGAUAUUUCGCCAAGAUCCCUCUCUGGGCGCAUUGUUGGAGGUGUGUGGUGGUUCUUUACCCUGAUCAUCAUCUCCUCCUACACGGCUAACUUAGCUGCCUUCCUGACUGUAGAGAGGAUGGUGUCUCCCAUCGAAAGUGCCGAGGAUCUUUCUAAGCAAACGGAAAUUGCUUAUGGAACAUUAGACUCUGGCUCCACUAAAGAGUUUUUCAGGAGAUCUAAAAUUGCAGUGUUUGAUAAAAUGUGGACCUACAUGAGAAGUGCAGAGCCCUCUGUGUUUGUGAGGACUACAGCCGAAGGAGUAGCUAGAGUUCGAAAGUCCAAAGGAAAAUAUGCCUACCUGCUGGAGUCCACGAUGAAUGAAUACAUCGAGCAAAGGAAGCCUUGCGACACCAUGAAAGUUGGUGGAAAUCUGGAUUCCAAAGGCUAUGGCAUUGCAACACCUAAAGGAUCCUCAUUAAGAACCCCAGUAAAUCUUGCAGUAUUGAAACUCAGUGAGCAAGGCGUCUUAGACAAGCUGAAAAACAAAUGGUGGUACGAUAAAGGUGAAUGUGGAGCCAAGGACUCUGGAAGUAAGGAAAAGACCAGUGCCCUCAGUCUGAGCAACGUUGCUGGCGUGUUCUACAUCCUUGUCGGGGGCCUUGGUUUGGCAAUGCUGGUGGCUUUGAUUGAGUUCUGUUACAAGUCAAGGGCCGAGGCGAAACGAAUGAAGGUUGCAAAGAAUGCACAGAAUAUUAACCCAUCUUCCUCGCAGAAUUCACAGAAUUUUGCAACUUAUAAGGAAGGUUACAACGUAUAUGGCAUCGAAAGUGUUAAAAUUUAGGGGAUGACCUUGAACGAUGCCAUGAGGAACAAGGCAAGGCUGUCAAUUACAGGAAGUACUGGAGAAAAUGGACGUAUUAUGACUCCAGAAUUUCCAAAAGCAGUGCAUGCUGUCCCUUACGUGAGUCCUGGC